UAAACUGAUUUCCAAACAUUAAAAUGUCUAAUAAUAAACCUCGCCAUGUAUUCCAAAGAGAUCGUACCUUUGCAAAAUAUGAGUCAAAUCAGCGACGAUGGAGUGCCAUAAAUGAUGAUUUGACGAUAACUAAUAGAACUACAAAAGAACUCCCAGCAAACGAUGAAAUCAUUAUUCGCAACAUAUCUACUUCUAAUAGCGACCUUUUAGAUUGCCCUAUAGAUUUAAAAGAAACCAAAGAGGCACCUUCAUUUAGGACUUAUAAAAGUAGAUUUUCCAGUACUCCACUUCUGCUAGAGGAUACCAGUGAAACUAAUGAAAAUUCUCCCGGCACACCUGAACCCGCUCUAUGGGGUGUUAAACAGAAAUUACUGCUCUUUGAGAACAUUAAUGCGGAAGAGAGAAAACCAAGAAAACUGCACAGGCCAGGACGCAAACCGGAAUAUGAAAUAAGAAAAUUUGUAUCCAAAUGGCAUAUGGGUCAUAAAGAGACGGCCAAACAUGCAAGUAGUGAGGACAUUUUUCUGCAAGCCAGAGUUCAACAAAGGGAAAGAUUGUAUGCUGAAGUAACGCGUAAAAAUGAUUUUACCAAACAGCAGACCAUCGCCUUGCUGCAAAAGGAAUCUGAGAAUAGUUGUGCCACUCCCAAAAUAGCAUAUAUUUCACCCUUCAACAAUGCACCUGAUGAUAACUUUGGUGAGGCAGAUAAUCACUCAACUACAGAAGCGAUAAAUCCUAGUUUACAAAGCCCAACUGCAAGCUGUAUACAAGACAGCAAGAAGGCAAAAGAAUGGACUUCAUCACAUGAUUCAAAUGCAUUACAAGCUAUUUCUGAGGUGGUAGCAGCUAUUCUUGAACAAAAAUCUAGAAAUUCUUCAGAUUUACAGUAUGAUCGUAGUAAUGAUAAUCUGCCCUUAGCUCAAGUUAAACCAAUUGCGAACAAAUCUUUCUUAACACCAACUUUUAAAACUUUAUUGUCAAUGGAUGAUGAACAACAUUUUGAGGAGGAGAGAAAGCAUUUAAUUGAAAGUGAAAAUGAGAAUGAAAAUAAACAUCGAUUCUCUCAGGUUAAUUCAAGCUCUUUGUAUUCAACGAGUCAGAAGGACUUCUUUGAAGCAAUACCGCCACAAAAUGAUAAUGACAUAUCACCCAAGACGGAUGAAAUUCCAAGCGAUAAUGUUUCAAAUGAAAUGAAUGUUUUGGCAAAACCAAUAAAUAAAUCAUUGGCUUUGCUCAAGGAUGAAAACUCCGCUUUUGAUAGCAGUCCGGAGAGAGUGGAAGUUCUAAUAAAACGCAACAAUAAGGAAUUGACCAGAAACUAUGCCUCAUUGACAGCUGCACAAACUGUUCGGAUUCGAGGAGAGAAAUACAUCUCAUUAAGGCCUCCACAGAGUGACGUUGAAGAAGAAGACCACCAGGAAAUGUAUGCCAAAGGUCAGAAGAGUAUACAACCCAUACUGGAUGAAUUGAUUAAAACCGAAGAGACUUAUGUGGAAUCUCUGUGGGAUGGCCUCAAAAAUUAUGGUAGCUUAUUUGAACGAAAAGAUUUGCCCCUGGCACUUAAGGGCAAAAAAUAUGUUCUCUUCUGUAACAUGGAGCAAAUUGCUGAAUUCCAUCGCGAUGAGUUCUUACCCAUGCUGCAAAGGAAUCGUGGUGAUUUGAAACAGCUCUUUGAUGAAUUUCAAAUAUUCAUAGAGCAAAACUGUUUCUAUUGCUAUGUCCUGUAUGCCAUAAAUAAUCAAAAAUCUUUGGAGUUGUGUGAUGGUUUUAAAAAGUAUUUCAAGACUUUACAGACAGAAUGCAAUGAUACGCUUGGAAUAAACAGCUUUAUUCUGCAACCCAUACAACGUAUAGCUCGUUACCCUUUGUUACUUAAGGAGUUUAUAAAAAAACUUUUCGAUAAGUAUCCAUUGAAGCCAGUUAUCGAUUCUUGUUGCCGCUUGGAUAAAAAAUUUCAGGAUCUCUUAAGUGCCAUUAACAAUUCGGAGGUUAUCAACGACCUAGCUUGUCUCAAUGAAACUCAUGAGUUUAACAUUUUCUUUCAAGGAAAAUUUCGCAAUGUUGGUGAAUUCAAUGUCCAUGAUCAUCAUCUCAAACGCAGCUAUCGUUCCAAGGUUUUCGCCUAUGACAAAUGCAUUAUCUAUACAGAGAUAAAACGAAAGGAAGUGGUAUUUCGUGGUCGUUAUCCCCGAGAGCAUUUAGGCAUAAGUACGCAAUCGAAAAGUUUUACACUCUUCUACAACAAACGCAAGCAACAAGAAUGUGAUUUUAUGGGCGAUCACUUGCUUAUCAAGCAGUGGCAGCAGUUGAUAUUGGACAUAAUCUCGGCAUAUGCUAGCGAAGAGCGCAUGAGAAUCAAACAACUGCAUAUGAGAAAAAAUGGCGAAGUAUCACAAAUGCGAAUAAAACCAGCAGCAAAUUUGUUACUCUUCCGCGAUUCGAAUCGUUUUAGCACAGAUAUUGAGACAUUUUCUUAGGGUGAUUUAAUUGAUGUACGGU
Molecule: messenger RNA, 2499 nt
Organism: Stomoxys calcitrans (stable fly)
Lineage: Eukaryota; Metazoa; Arthropoda; Insecta; Diptera; Muscidae
Product: kalirin
Exons: 11
Coding region: 24-2477 (817 amino acids)
Biological process (GO): axon guidance
Cellular component (GO): cytoplasm
Molecular function (GO): guanyl-nucleotide exchange factor activity
Source: RefSeq, a predicted model, not a curated record